This is a messenger RNA of Thlaspi arvense, 987 nucleotides long. Lineage: Eukaryota; Viridiplantae; Streptophyta; Magnoliopsida; Brassicales; Brassicaceae. The record is from the annotation of a GenBank genome assembly.
AUGUUUGGAACCUACAUGACAGCAACGGUUGUGAUUCACAUAUUUCUCUCUGUCAAUGCAACGGGUCAUGGGCUCCUAUUUCCAAGAAAUGUCCAAGCAUUAAGGACUGGCCUUAAUGGAGAAAUUGAGAGGAUUUUGAAGUUCAGCUAUGAUGCAUUAUGUGAUGAAGAUAAAGCUUUGUUUCUUCAUAUAGCAUGUUUUCUCAACCGUGAAAAUAUAGAGACACUGGAAGAUUCUAUUGGGGAGACAUUCUGGGAUGUGGCACAAAGGAUUCACGUCUUAUCUGAGAAGUCUUUUAUAUCUAUCAUCUUGGGAUUUUACAACUUGGUAGAUAAAUUGUUCGUAAAGAAUUUGUCCGAGAGCCUUGGCAAGGCCAAUUUUUGGUUGAUGCUAGAGAUAUUUUUGAAGUACUCGCCUACGAUAAUCCAAAGUGUUGUAGGAAUAGAUCUCAACUUGUUUCAGAAUAAGGACAGUGUGCUUACCUCAAGGUCUGACCUAUAUUCCUCGAAAACUUCGAUUACUAAGUCGGACCUUUUUUCCAAUGACCUGUUUGCCUUCAAAGUUAAAUCCAAGCUUGAGAAGUUAUGGGAAGGAAAUCAAGAGUUGUGCAUUAUCCAUUGCUUAAGCAUGGUGGAAUUUCCCUCAUCUAUUGGAAAUGCUACUAAUCAAAAAGAGUUGGGUUUUACUCAUUGCUCAAGUUUGGUGAAGCUCCCUUCGUCUAUUGGGAAUGCCACUAGAAACAAGAAAUUGUCUCUUUAUGGAUGCACAAGUCUGAUGUAUGAGAGAUUUCUUCAUGGCUGCAUAAAUAUCUCGUCUACACCGGCUAAAACUCAGCGGAUGCAAGAAACUAAGUAUUUGUUGGAAUCCUCAGGCUCUUCCAAAGCUGAGAAAGGCAUGCUCAUGAUAUUGAUGAUCCUGAAAAAAGUGAACGGGAAAGGUUUGGUUCUGACGCAAGUCACCUUCUCUAGAACCCUAACUAGCCAUUAA